Molecule: messenger RNA, 892 nt
Organism: Danio rerio (zebrafish)
Lineage: Eukaryota; Metazoa; Chordata; Actinopteri; Cypriniformes; Danionidae
Gene: il13
Product: interleukin 13
Source: RefSeq, marked provisional
GAUCAGGUAUACCUCUGGCCUUCAGACCACUAAUCUUUUGAGAAAUCCAAGCAAACAGACAAAAUGAUGAAGACACUUCUGCUGCUCGCCUGCACUGUAUUCGUCUCGGGUUUUACGUUGAAAGGCACGGAUGCAAUGCAUAAGACUGUAUUAAAGGAGCUUGUUACUGAACUGGAAGCUGUGUUAGUCAAUCCCCCAAAAGAGACAAAGGCAAAAGAAGAAAUCUUCCUUGUAGAUCUGGGGAAAAAAGGAAGUGGCCUGAAGUGUGAGCAUGAUUAUUUCUGUCAGGCUGAGGAGGAGAUGGUGAAAAAGGUUUCUGGCCUGUCCGGUGUCAAAUUUGACCCUUUCCGUACCGACAAGAAACUAAUGAGGAAUUUAAACACUUACAACCACCAAGACGAGAAAAACUGCAAAAAAGAGAUCAGGAGUCACGCUGCUGAUGAAGACCUAGAAGAAAUCACUCUGGAUGUUUUCUUGAAAGAUCUCUUGAAGUGUGUCAAGAAUAUAAAUAGCCAAAAAAGCCCAAGACCAAGUUAAUUUAUGAAGGAUCAAUAUUUAUUUUUGCCUUUAUCUUAAAAUGUUCUACCUGAAGACAAUUUGAAAGAUAUCUAUAUAUUGUAUUCUUAAAUAUUGUCUGCUAUUUUUUAACUUAUAUUUUUGGCCUUUCAUGCCUUUAUUUGUGAAAAGAAAUCAAGGACAGAAAGACAAGCAUGCAGUGGUUAUGAUGUGUGUAAGUGUUAAGGCUAUCUCUGCCAUAAGGUCUGGUGGUUUUGUGUUUUUUUAAUGGUUUUUAUUAUUGUUAUUAUUUUGUGAACUACAGAUUUUCUGUGAGAACCUUUAUUUGUGAUCUGUUACUUGCUGUAAGCCAAAUAAAUUCAGAGCAUUACAAAGG